AUGGAGAAAGAGGGAGGGCUACUUGAAGCGGGAUUCGUUAAUCAACCCUUGCCUUCAGAAGAAGCUUCGAGAAGGAGCGCUCUGGCAAUUUCGGAUCCUAAGGAAACUGUUCACACAAAAUCCUAUGAGGGACCCGCCAGGGUUGCUUUGGAGGAAGUAGUGGCGGAGAAGCAGCCUGAAACGACUGAAGAGAAGAAGAAGAACAAGGAGAAGAGGGCAGAAGGUGAUGAAGAAGCCAAGCCAAGGAAGGAAAAGAAAGAAAGAAAAUCGAGUGAAAAGAGGGAGUGCAAGCGAGAACAGAAGCGCCUGAAGAAGAAGGAAGAAAAGAGAAAGAGGGUUGAAAGCCCAGAGGUCGACGGAGAAUCAACCACCGCAAGGGUGGAUGAGGGGGUGUCAACGCAACAUAGAGAAUCAAUGCAACCCGAAAAGGAAUCAACAUAA
Benincasa hispida (wax gourd) is the source of this 441-nucleotide messenger RNA. NCBI's taxonomy places the organism in Eukaryota, Viridiplantae, Streptophyta, Magnoliopsida, Cucurbitales, Cucurbitaceae. The record is from RefSeq and is a predicted model, not a curated record.